AGACAGCUCCGGGUGGUGCAGUGAGGAAGUUACGCAGUCAGGGAAGUAACAGGUCGUGUAGAGACGAAGCGUGAAAUGCUUUUGCGUGGUUCUGUUUCAGUUUUGUCCGCGGUGUGUGUGUCCGCGCAGAGCUUUUAACCAGAGAUGCGAAGAUCGGGAUUCCUGCAGCUGCGCACCACCAAUCUCUUACACACGCACACACACACACACACACGCGGAGAGCAGAGUGGACGAUCAGAGGUUCGUUUGGGCUUUAUGAUUGAGGAUGCAGGACUAGCGAUCAUCAGACUGUAGAGAGUGGACAGAAGGUCAGCGCUGCCAUGGCUCAGUUCAGGCUGCAGAACGUGGAGGACUUUUAUGAGAUCGGAAAUGUUCUGGGCAGCGGUCACUUCGGGCAGGUGCGGGAGCUGAAGGAUCGCGCCACCGGAACCUCCUGGGCCGGGAAGUUCGUGAAGCUUCGUCGGAGCGUCAGCAGCCGACUGGGUUUGGAGAGGAAGAGCGUGGAGUGUGAGGUGGAGAUUUUACAGAGCCUGCAGCAUGUCAACAUCAUGGCCCUGCGAGACGUGUUUGAAAGCCGCGCCGAGAUCGUCCUCGUCGUCGAGCUUAUUCAUGGAGGCGAGCUUUUUGACUUUAUUGCUGCUAAGGAGAACCUGUCCGAGAACGAGGCCAUAGAUUUCCUGAAGCAGAUACUGAAGGGGGUCGGCUUCAUGCACGGCAAACAGAUCGCCCAUUUCGAUCUAAAGCCAGAGAACAUCAUGCUGUCGGAUAAGAAUGCUGAGCACCCCGAGAUCAAGGUCAUUGAUUUUGGACUCGCUCAUCGUUUCACCUCAGGAGAGGAAUACAAGAGUCUGUCUGGAACUCCUCAGUACAUAGCUCCUGAGGUGAUAAACUACGAGACGCUGAACAUGGCCACUGAUAUGUGGAGUAUCGGCGUCAUUACAUAUAUACUAUUAAGCGGUAUAUCCCCUUUCCAAGGAGACACAGAUGAAGAGACGCUGAGGAACAUUGUCGAUAUGAAGUAUGACUUUGACGACCAUUACUUUAGCCAAACGAGUGAAAUGGCCAAAGAUUUUAUUGAGAAGCUGCUUGUAAAAGAUCAAAGUGAGAGAAUGACCGCUGAUGAAUGUUUACUGCACCCUUGGAUCAAGCCUCUCACACGCAAGCAGGCAGCGAACAGAAGUCGCUCGUCCAUAAACAUGAAGAACUUCAAGAAGUUCAACGCCAAAAGAAAGUGGAAGAUGUCCUAUAACAUGGUGUGGGCCUGUAACAGGCUGGGCCGCCUCAGUCUGCUCUGUAAGAAGAAUAAAGAAGAUGAACAACUGAGAAGCUGUGAAAGUGAUCAAGAGGACAUAGAGACCAAACCGGCGUCGCUCAUCCGCCGCAGACUGAGCAGCAGCUCGUGAUUUGCCUUCAUCUGACUGUAAUUCAUUUCCAUCAACCACCUCCAUCUGAUCCUAAUUCAUCUCCAUUUUUUCUGUCUCACCUCUCUGCUCCUGAUUCAUUUCUUCUCCUGCUUCUGAUUUCCUAAAAUGAUUUUCCAUUGCUCUCAUUUCCCCUCCGUCUGACUCAUCCUUACCUGCUCCGGAUUUAUAUCCUUAUUAUCCUGAUCUGUCCCUAUCCGCUCCUACUGUUUGUUUACCUGAUCUCCUUCUGAUUCAUUACCCAGAGUUCUUCAGCCCUGAGGAUUUCACAGUUGACUUCAUGCACAGUGUAACGUGCAGUGUAUGGAUCUGAAUGAAACAGGAACAUCAGUACACAUUUCUGUAAACAGUUUUUUUGCACAUUUUAUUUGGUGCCCACUUUUAUGACAAAUGUUUUAUUUUAAAAUUAAACCAAGGAUCAUUGACACACACACACUAAAAGUAUCAAAUAUAAUACUGUAUUAGGGUGUGUUAAAAUGAGAAGAUAAUGUGACAGACUGCCUGUAAGGACUUUAACGUCAAAUGUGAGGAACGUAUUUCUAAUAGUUUUAUAUAUGGAAUGGUGUUUUAAUGUUCUGGUUUUGAAGUAACGUUUGUUUACUUAUGUUUAAUUUUUAUGUUUUUUUGUUACAAAUAUACUAAUGUAACAUUAUUGAUUUAUGCCAGCUCAACAGGUGGGAAAACAGUUACAUGAAGUCUUGUCAUUUUUUAUUGAAAUGUUUUUUUACACUCUGUUUUUAGUAAAAUGUGUAAAUGUGUCCACAUGUACCUCACUUUGGUUAAUGAUGGGAUGUAAAUGAGACCCCCUUUUGGCAAUACAUGUAUGGCUUGCUUAGAUUUGCCCACCAGUGUUAUAUAAUGGGGGCAAAGUGUGCCACAAGAAGCCACAAGAGCCUCUGACCUUAUAUGAGAUUCAUUUUGACUUUGACUAUGAUGGUCUUUUAAUUCCCUGCAGCUGGUAAUCUCUCUGUGCCAAUAUAAAUAGGAGUAGUUUGACUGCACCUACUACAAAGUACUUGAAAAAUAUAUGAUUUUCCAAGGUACAGGGGAGUUCGCCCAAAUGGUCAGAUGUAUUUAAAGAACCAUUUAAAAGAGAUCUGGCAUAUGUCACAGAAGCUGCUGAAACACAGUUAAGCCACAUUACAUUUCUAAACAUCUAUAUUACAUUGCUGCCAUGCAAGGCUGAAAGACUUUCUCCAUGUGAUCAGCAACAAACUUCAAUCAAGUUUUAAGGCAUGCUUCUGUGGCAAGAACGUGUUAGCAUCUAAGCCCAUGCUGAUAUAAGGGGUUUAAUAGUGUUGAGCUCAGAGCUUUGUGCAGGCCAGUGUUCAAUCAGGUUUAAAUUCAGUUAUUCACAUCCCCUCCACAAACCGCUGCAGAAAUCACUGGCAUGACACACUAUCCCUUAUAAGUGUAAGCUUUGGACUUUUACUGUAUGUCAUGUAGUUUUAUAAACAUUAUACGUACCAAAAGUUAUUGCAAAAGAAGCACUAAGAGAAAGAAAGUUGUAAUAAAAAUGUGUGAAUUUUGUUUGCAGUAAUACUUUCUUGUGCCUCAUUUAGACCACAAAGUGCUGAUGAUUACAAUAUUUUGUUUUUUCAUUACCAACACAUUUUGACUCUGAAGCUGUCUGAGGACUCAGAGAAAGAAAAAUAAAGAAGCUUUUUCAUAAAACAUU
Molecule: messenger RNA, 3099 nt
Organism: Trichomycterus rosablanca
Lineage: Eukaryota; Metazoa; Chordata; Actinopteri; Siluriformes; Trichomycteridae
Product: death-associated protein kinase 2-like
Exons: 12
Coding region: 321-1403 (360 amino acids)
Biological process (GO): protein phosphorylation; intracellular signal transduction; positive regulation of apoptotic process
Cellular component (GO): nucleus; cytoplasm
Molecular function (GO): ATP binding; protein serine/threonine kinase activity
Source: RefSeq, a predicted model, not a curated record